GACUUGGGAGUUUCUUUUGGGGACGAAAGACACAAAAAGCUCAAUUAAAAGGACAAUGGUGAAUUUCCAUCUUGCGAAGAUUGACGAAACUUUUAAGCAGUUCUUGCAAUGGUAGACCUCAAUUUCACUUACAUUUUCCAGAGCCGGAAUCGGGAACCUUUUCAAGUUCAAGUUCAGAUUCAAAGAUAUGUUUGUGAUUCAGAUUCAGCCAAAUCAUAUUCCCAAUUUAGUUUUAGACUCAGAGACUUCUCAGACCACUGGAAAAUGAAAGGAUGCGGGAUGAAUUGGAGAAAGCUAUAAAUAUCAUAUGGAACUGUCGGCUACCAUCACCAAGAUGUGUUGCAAUAGAUGCUGUUGUUGAGCUUGAUUUGGUCUCUCCUCUACAAGUGUCCAUCUUCCCAGAGCUUAUCUUCACUAAAGCUGGAAAGAUCUUAUACCGUGAGAAAGCGAUUCGAACAGCAGAUGAGUUGUCAAAAAUAAUGGCAUUCUUUUAUUAUGGAGCAGCCAAACCGCCAAGCUUAAAUACCAUUGGAAAGAGAGAAGAACCAAUCCCUACCAUUUCAAUCAACAGUGAACAGUGUCAGAAUAAAAGCUGUACAUAACUAUAUAUAUAUGUAUGCUAUAGUUUAGAGAAUGAGAGUUUCUGGGUUAGCGAUGCUGUGUUUACCAUGUUGUUCCCCAUACAGAUCAAUGGACACAGUGAAAA
This is a messenger RNA of Camellia sinensis, 706 nucleotides long. Lineage: Eukaryota; Viridiplantae; Streptophyta; Magnoliopsida; Ericales; Theaceae. The record is from RefSeq and is a predicted model, not a curated record.